Trichosurus vulpecula (common brushtail) is the source of this 924-nucleotide messenger RNA. RefSeq names its product ficolin 3 (gene FCN3). Lineage: Eukaryota; Metazoa; Chordata; Mammalia; Diprotodontia; Phalangeridae. The record is from RefSeq and is a predicted model, not a curated record.
AUGGGUGCCGAGAAGAUGGAGCUUCCAUUGAAGGGAAUCCUGCUCUUGCUUCUGCUCUCAGGAUUUGACUUCAUUGCAACCCAGGAGCCUCCCGCCUGCCCAGAACCCAAAGCUCUGGAUACCAGCGAAAUGAUUGUUCUGCAGGGCUGCCCAGGACCCGCAGGGGCAGCUGGAAGCCCCGGUGAAAAGGGGGCACCAGGCUCUAGAGGACUGCCGGGGUCACCAGGGAAAGUCGGACCCAAGGGGGAGCCUGGAGAUGCAAUGGACAUGUUGAAGCAGUGCCAAGCAGGACCCCAGGACUGCAGAGAGCUACAGAGUUGAGGAGCCUCCCUGAGCAGCUGGUACCGGGUGUGCCUACCCAAUGGCAAGGUCUUGCCUGUCUUCUGUGACAUGACCUCUGCUGAGGGGGGCUGGCUGGUGUUCCAGAGAUGUCAGGAUGGCUCUGUAGAUUUCUACUGACCCUGGGCAGCAUCCUACAAAGCCAGUUUUGGGAGCCAGGAGUCCGAGUUCUGGCGUGGAAAUGAAAACCUGUAUCAUCUUACCCAUGGAGCACCCAAGGAACUCUGAGUGGAACUGGAACACUUCAAUGGUACCCGAAUCUUCGCCCACUACCAGGGCUUCAGGAUCCUGAGCGAGGCUGACAAAUACCAGCUGGUUCUUGACAAGUUCCUGGAGGGCACUGCGGGGGAUGCCUUGACUUUUCAUAAUAGACAUUCCUUCUCCACCUAUGAUGCUGAUAGUGACACCAGCAAGGGGAAUUGUGCAGUCACUGUGGCGGCGGCCUGGUGGUACGCCAACUGCUAUAAAUCCAACCUCAAUGGGCGCUCAAGUACCGAGGCUGGGGCACACAAGUAUGGCAUUGCCUGGGACACGGGGCUGGGAGUGGGCCACCCCUACCGUAGAACCAUAAUGAUGCUCCGUUAG